This is a messenger RNA of Colossoma macropomum (tambaqui), 3101 nucleotides long. RefSeq names its product urokinase plasminogen activator surface receptor-like. The transcript is spliced from 5 exons. The record is from RefSeq and is a predicted model, not a curated record. Lineage: Eukaryota; Metazoa; Chordata; Actinopteri; Characiformes; Serrasalmidae. Bases 2346 to 2945 code for a protein of 199 amino acids.
AGAUGUUCAUGUUUUCAGUAUGGUAACACUAUAAAAAGAUUGACAAAAUCCACUGAUUCAUCUUUUGGCUUCACAUCAUGGUGGUACAUCAGCACCCUGUAACACUUACAUACAUUCAUAUCAAGCUAAACUGCUGAUUUAGACUGUAUCAGUUAGUGCACUGCCCCAAUUAUGGUUGAUGGGAAUCCAGAUGGGAAUUUUUAUUUUAUUAAGUCAAAAAUAUUUUUUAGUUAUUUUAUCAUUGUUUCACACUGAUUGUUUAAAUGUUCCUCUGAGCUCAUGACAGUGGUGGAAAAGCACUGACCAAGCGAAUGAGACCCAUGCCCAAUGCCAGGUGUGGGCUAGAGGGGUAUAAAGCCCCCCAGCAUUGGGCUGUGGAGCAGUGGACCUGUUUUCUCUGGAGUGAUUGAGGUCCCUCCAAUAUCUCUGGGAUGAUGUGGAGUGAUUCAGAACUGAUCAUCCAACAUCUGUACCUGAUGUCUGUGGUGGACACCAUCUGGUUGAGCCAAAGUCCGUUGUUUAUCAACCUCCUCACAACCACAAAACUUAACAGCUUUGGCUCCACAAAGUCUGAGCUAAAAGCCAUAAAUGGGAUUAAGGUGUUCAUAAAUUUUAUGGCCUAAUGGAAGUCAUGCUGGUACCAGGCACGGACACAGUGGGAGGUUAUCAACCUUCUGCCACUAAGGUUACACAAUGGGGCAAUAAAAAGCUCUUGCUGGAAACCACAGGGUAACUCUAAACUAAAACGUAGUAAAAGAAAACCAAAUUUCUAGAGAUAUCAACUCCAAAUUGCAAUCACAGACCCGCAGGGCAUGAACUUCUCCAGAUCCACCCUGGGCUCCUGGAAGGACUGAAGUCCACCUUCUCAACUCCAAGUAAGGCGGUGUUUACUCCGAUGCAUUCAGGUUUCGAUGCUAUUUUGUUUAACGGGUUAAAAGCUUUUGAUAGAUGUACUUACCCAUAUACAUACGUCUAUGCAUAGGUUAACUCACUGCAGGUCUCUAACUUUCACAUCAAGUUUCGAGUUGCUUUCCCUCAUUACUCUGACCAAUCACAAGCUUCCACCUGUCUUUAAAUAACUCGACUUACAUGUCUGCUUUGCUGCUUCGUUUCCCUCCUUCCUCCCCACCGCCACGAGGUGGUCCCUGCCCAGUUGCCCAGGGGGUAGGCUCCACCCCUACCGUCCCUAUAUGGCAGGACCUCGAUGGUCUAGACGUUCGGGCCAAUGACGGGGCCUGCGCCAAGAACUUUAACUAACAAAAUAGACAAACAUUUGUUAUUUAUUAAAUUGUUAAAUAUUAUUGAGAUUAUAAUAUUUUUUCUUCCUUCACGUUCAUCUCUGGAGUCUUUCUGGGAGAUCAGCCCAGACUUGAAAGGUGCAUUCUCUUCUCAAAGGCUUGAUUUGCCAGAUACACAAGAAGGGCAAACAAAUUAGCUGUUUAACAAUAUGAGACAUGUUUUUAUUGUUUAUUAAGUUGCUGCUAAUAAGCAACAAAUAAAACACACUGUAAACAAAAUUCAGUCAGUUCAACCUAACAAUGUACUUCACGUGACAUUUUAAUCAAUUCUAAUAAAUACUUUAACUGAACCAAAGCAAACUAAAAUAACGUUUUACAUGAACAAAAUCGAUAUUUUUCAUCAAUCACUCAGAAAACUUCCACACUGUUCCAGUUUUUAAAGUGUAAACAAUAAAGCAAUUCACUGUGCAGUCUAUUUGCAAUACAAUUAAUUUAAUACAGUCAUCUCAGCAUAUGAAUGUUUAAUAAAUGUGUCCCCAGGAAAUCUGGAAGGCUGCUCUGAUCCUUUGUAAAAAAGUGGAGAAAGUGGAGAAAACAGAAAUCCAGUUAGUUACAUUUCAUUUCAUGGCAUGAUUAAUUAAAUUAAAUUUUAAUUCCAGUCUGCAGUGUCCCACACCUCAAAAACCAUUAGGCUUAAGUAGUGUUUUCACAUGCUGUACUUCACAAGCUCAAAUGAGAAAUUGGCUCUUAUGUAAGAAGAGUAAACAUUUACAAAACUGAACAGUGUUGACACUUCAUUGGCUUUCUUUGUUAAACAAGUAAUGUUGUUCCAACCUUCUGUCAAGUGUGCAACACUGUUCACUUCAUUUUUCACAAAACAGAGCCUUAUAAAGUGUUUAAUACCUGACAAACUAAACAGAAACACAAGGCUGUGAGUACACAGUGAACAGAACUGAGGGAGAUAAUGACACGGAUAAGGACUAUAAUGGCUGUAACAGGAAGAUCAGAUGAGUGGGUGGAGCCAGGACUGGAAAACUCUGACUCUUUGACUUCUGAGGUCCUAAAAAAAGUCUCUUCUAAAAACCCACUCAGUUCUGCUUUUAUCGCAUGUUCACAGAAUUUUCAUAUUUCUCACAUCCACCAACAAUGAGGCUGCAUGUAACACUGGUACUCCUCUGUGUGCUUUUCCCUAAAGCGCUGGCACUGAAGUGUUAUCAGUGCAUACCAGAGCUGUACAAAUCCUGCAAAGAGACACAGACCGACUGUCCAGAUCAGUGUGCCAGCAAAACCAUCUUCAUGAACGUUGAUGGUGAAAAACAGGAGAUGCAUACGAAGAGCUGUGCAGAAGCAGAGCAGUGUGUCACUGGGAGCCUAAAUCUGGGGUUUAUAAAAAUGACUGUCAACUCAGAAUGCUGCAGCUCUGAUCUCUGCAACAGCCAAAAAGUGCCAGUUUUGCCACAGGGGAGUCCAAAUGGGAAGAAGUGUUACACCUGUACUGAUAAAGACUGUUCAGAGACCGUGAGCUGUGAGGGAGAUCAAGACCGUUGCAUCACUGCCGCAGUUAACUCUGGUGGUGUUCAGCUGACUAUGAAAGGAUGUGGGAGCAAAGAUCUUUGUGCUGGGGACGCAUUGAGCAUGAAGGAAGCUGGACUCAUUGGAGAUGUGAGCUGCUGUGAGGGGAACUUGUGUAACAGUGCUAAAUGUUAAGCUGAGUCAUCUCAUCAUGUUGGGGCCUCUGCUGUCCCCCAUCCUCUUCCUCUAAACUCUCCGCUGCUCUUUUUCUCACAUUUUUUUUUAUCUUUCAAGACCAGCUGUGCUGCGUAUUUGUAACCCAAAUAACUUGAAUAAACAGUGUGGAAACUA